ACAUAUUCCGAAGGCGGGGCGUUUGGAGAUGAAAUUGAUGGUGUACGAUCUUAUAGUCUUCAAGAUAAACUUGACUCAACAAGUUAUACAGAUUCCUAUUUCGUUAAGCGGAUGGAGGGAAAAGAUUUGACCAUUUCCUACUUACAAAAAUAUGGUUUUACAAUACCAUUGUUGUUUAAUGAUAAGGUAGGUCUCGGUUUACGCGUUCCUACUCCUAAUUUUUCUGUAAAUCGUAUUAUUACUUAUGUGGGUUCAAGAAGAAAACUAGAUGUAACUGAUGUAAAAACUCAAAAGAAGUUUAAAAUAAAUUUUAAGAGAUGGGGAAAAUAUUAUCAGGAACCAAUUAAAGACAAACUGUUAAAUGUAAAUCCACUCGAGUUCAGCAACACUAAGCUAGAAAAAUAUGUAAAAAGUCCCAAUAUUGUGCGAGAAUUGGAUUGGGUUGAUUGUGUUUGGCCCAGACAUUUUAAAGGAAGUCAAACAAAAUCAACUAAUGUAAAAUAUGGUGGUACGCCGUAUCCAAAGGUACAAAAGUUUUGUUUGAUGUCGGUUAAAGGCUGUUAUACAGAUUUUCACAUUGAUUUUGGUGGUGCAUCUGUCUGGAUUCAUAUAUUUAAAGGGAGCAAAGUGUUUUGGAUAGUUCCUCCUACGGAUGUAAACAUUAGUCUGUAUGAACAAUGGAUAUUGUCUGGCAAACAGGGUGACACAUUUUUCGGAGAUACUGUUAAAGAAUGUGGACGUGUAACAUUGAACGCAGGAGAUACAUUUUUCAUACCUACUGGUUGGAUUUAUGCUGUUUAUACUACUAAAGACUCUAUAGUAUUCGGAGGACACUUUUUACAUUCCUUUGGUAUUCAAGAACAACUACGUGUCGCAAAAGCUGAAGAGUCCACCAAUGUCCCUGAAAAGUUUAGGUAUCCCUUUUUUAUUGAAACGCUGUGGUAUGUUUUGGAACGUUAUGUUUACUGUGGUUUGGGUAUAUCUCAUUUAACUGAAAGUGUUGUACCUCCUCCAGCCCCAGUUGGAUAUAUUCAUUUUAGUUUACAGGAGAUUUAUGGUAUUUAUGAAAUAACAAGAUAUUUACAUGGUUUACCGUCUUAUGGAAAAAGAGUUCCUCCUUUUGUCAAGAAUCCUAGUGAAUUAAUAAAAUAUGGAUAUUCUGUUUAUAAUACACAUAUACAUGACCAACCUGAAGAUGUCAUAAGUGGAAAACUUAUUCUUCAAAUGCAAGGAGACAAAGAAAGAAAAAAAAGGUCUCAUAAUAGUGCUGGAGACAUGAAUAGUAAAAUGAAGAUCCGUAAAACAGGAAAUGCGAAUCCUUCGGGCUGUAGGAGAUCAUGUCAAUGCAAGAGACCAGAAUGUGCCAAAUGUUUUUUUGGCAUCAACAGGUGGUUGAUGCCAAAUUGA
Sipha flava (yellow sugarcane aphid) is the source of this 1407-nucleotide messenger RNA. RefSeq names its product jmjC domain-containing histone demethylation protein 1-like. Gene Ontology annotation, molecular function: histone demethylase activity; transcription coregulator activity. The annotation marks the transcript as partial. The transcript has a single exon. The record is from RefSeq and is a predicted model, not a curated record. Gene Ontology annotation, biological process: protein demethylation; regulation of transcription by RNA polymerase II. NCBI's taxonomy places the organism in Eukaryota, Metazoa, Arthropoda, Insecta, Hemiptera, Aphididae.